This is a messenger RNA of Cooperia oncophora, 237 nucleotides long. NCBI's taxonomy places the organism in Eukaryota, Metazoa, Nematoda, Chromadorea, Rhabditida, Trichostrongylidae. The record is from the annotation of a GenBank genome assembly.
AUGGCUACACCUUGGAGCUGUGCGCUGAAUAUCUCUAUAGCGGAUAUAACCAGGGAAGAAAUCGAAGAGGAAUGUGGUUAUUUCGUUAAAAAUGAGGAUCUAAAUUUGAUAGCCACAUUCAGCAUUGCGGCCCAUGAGUCAGGUGGAAUCCAGUACCUUUUCUAUGCCGAAAUCGAUGAUUCCAUGAAAAUAACGGAAGGUGGAGGAAACGUCAGCGAAGGAGAAUAUAUCACAAAG